Molecule: messenger RNA, 1659 nt
Organism: Selaginella moellendorffii
Lineage: Eukaryota; Viridiplantae; Streptophyta; Lycopodiopsida; Selaginellales; Selaginellaceae
Product: allene oxide synthase
Exons: 2
Coding region: 199-1515 (438 amino acids)
Biological process (GO): sterol metabolic process
Molecular function (GO): iron ion binding; heme binding; monooxygenase activity
Source: RefSeq, a predicted model, not a curated record
UACUUUACAGCAUUCUGAUUCUGUUUCCAAUUUCUUUUUAAGCUUGGUCAUAUCUAUCGUUUGCACGCACGUUCGUCAUGCUAGAGGAGGACCACUUUGUUUAAAAGCCCCGAGCUUGUGCCCAACACAAGCACACCUUGUACUCAAGUAGUGUGUUCUUAGCAGCUCAUACUUCACUUCUUUGCAUCAAUUGCAGUGAUGAGCAACGACAGGAACCUGGAGGUGAAGCGCGAGGUGCCCGGUGAGUAUGGCGCACCCAUACUCGGCGCCGUGCUGGAUCGGCUGGACCGUUUCUACGGCAAGAAUUUCUUCGAGAAGCGGAGGGACGAGUACGGGAGCACUGUCUUCCGCGUCAACAUGCCCCCCGGGCCACCUUUCUUCCCCGAUUCCAAAGUCAUUGCGCUGCUGGAUCAGAAGAGCUUCCCUGUCCUGUUCGAUCUCACCCAGCACCACGACCGUUGGAUCCCGGAGCUCCGCGCGGCAGCGGCCGCCGGAUACGCCGAGUGGGACGCCGAGCGCAACAAGCCGAAGAAGUCCGGGGGGCUGCUGGGGGGGAUUGUCUCGGGGCUGUUCCCGGAUGAUCCCCUGGAGCUCAACCCUGUGCUGGGGAAGAUCGCGCUCCGAUUCCUGACCAAGACGGUGCUGGACAAGGAUGCAACCGAGGGGAAUGCGCUCACCGAGACCGGGAUCAAGCUGUGGACCGCGCCGCAGAUCGCCCCGGUGCUCAACGCGGGCCUGCCCGCCGUGAUCCAGGAGCCGCUGCUCCACACCGCGCCCAUACCCUUCAUCAUCGUGGCGCCCGAGUACCAGAAGAUCGUGCGCUUCUUUAAGGCCAACGGGGAGCGCGCGGUGUCGCUCGCGGUACCGCACGGUAUCGACCCCGACGAAGCCCUGCACAAUCUCAUCUUCUUCAUCUGUUUCAACACCUUCGGGGGGCUGACCAUUCUGUGGCCCGCGCUGUUCAAGCAUGUGAGCGACUUUAACGAGUUUGACCUGCAGGCGAAGCUGCGGGAGGAGGUGCGGCGUGCCGUGGGCGGCGGCGGCCUGGACGCCGCGGCGCUGGGCGGUAUGCCGCUGCUGCAGUCCACGGUGUACGAGGUGAUGAGGAUCGAGCCCCCGGUACAGUCGCAGUACGGCAGGGCCAAGGUGGACUUUGUCCUUGAGACGCACGUCGAGGCGUUCAAGAUCAAGGCCGGGGAGAUGCUGUACGGGUACCAGCCGCUGGUGACGCGCGACCCCGUGGUGUUUGAGGAGCCCGAGAAGUUCAAGCCUCGAAGGUUCAUGGGGGAGGAGGGGCAGCGCCUGCUGGAGCAUGUUUUCUGGUCGAAUGGCCCCGAGACGGGCUCGCCCAGCGUGGACAAUAAGCAGUGCCCCGGGAAAAACUUUGUGGUGUUGGUUACCAGGAUCUUGUUUGCGGAUUUCUUCCUCCACUACGAUUCGUUCAAGCUUGGGGAUGUGUCCAUCAGCGGUACCUCUUCGGUCUAUCCUUGCACCGAGCUCAAGAAGCGAGCAUGAAAUGAAAUGCUAUGUCUACAUGUGUGUCGUCUCUGCUCAUCAGCUUUCAUGCAAUUUCAAUAAAACCGGGGAUUACGUAUAACAGGGGAACAUUUUUUAUGUACACGUGCGGAUCAGAUAUUAUAUUUCUUCAAUUGCACACAA